This is a messenger RNA of Macadamia integrifolia, 1284 nucleotides long. Its product is annotated as levodione reductase. The record is from RefSeq and is a predicted model, not a curated record. NCBI's taxonomy places the organism in Eukaryota, Viridiplantae, Streptophyta, Magnoliopsida, Proteales, Proteaceae. The transcript has 4 exons. Bases 338 to 1141 code for a protein of 267 amino acids.
AUUUCUAAGCCCUUCCCUCUUACCAUUCACCAACCCAACCCAACCCGCCUACCGAACCACUCCAAAAAAAGAAGCCUGCCCCCUGCUUCUGCAUGGAAGGUUGGUAACGAAUUGACGUUCUCACCCAGUUAUUUAUUUCUGCGUCCUUCUCAAACCGUUGGAUAUCGCUUUGCUGUGUUUCGAUAUUCCAGAUAACUAUGGGUCGACCUGAACGAUGGGCGCUUAGGUGAGGAGCGGGAUCCUUUAAUAACAUAUACCUCUCUGCGAGUUGGUCACCGAGAACAUUUGCAGGGUUACUCUGGGUUUAGAGUUAUUCGAUUGAUUUCAACUUCCAUUAAUGGCAACUCCUGCGAAGAAGAUUUUGCUGACUUCCAGUGGCGAUGAUAUUUCGCUCAAUAUUGCCCAUCAUUUAGCGAAGGGUGGCUGCAGGUUAGUUUUGAUGGGAGAUGAAAGUCGCUUACAGAGCGUUGCGGGUAAGAUAACAGAAUCUCUCGACAGAGGGAUUGGUCAGAUCGAGGUGGUUGGAGUCGAUAUGAAGGAUGUGAGUGAGGCCCAAUUCGAUCAGGCAGUCGAUAAGGCGUGGAAGAUCUUGGGGAAUUUCGAUGCUUUUGUCGAUUGUUUUCACCAUGAGGGAAAGAAUCAAAAUCUUCUCGACCUGGUUGAGAAAGAUUUCCAAAAAAUAGUGCAAACAAAUUUCAUGGCGGCGUGGUUUCUGCUAAAAGCAGUUGGAAAAAGAAUGCGAGAUUUCAAUUCAGGAGGCUCCAUUGUAUUUCUUACCUCAAUCAUUGGGGCAGAGAGGGGAGUUUAUCCAGGAGCUGCUGCAUAUGGUUCAUGUGCUGCUGGAGUACAGCAGUUAGUAAGGUUGGCAGCACUAGAGAUUGGAAAAUACCAGAUCAGAGUCAAUGGAAUUGCUCGCGGUUUGCACUUAGAGGAUGAGUAUCCAUUAUCAGUGGGGAAGGAGAGGGCAGAGAAGGCAGAUGGUGACGUGUUGCCACUCCUAAGAUGGCUUGAUGUGAAGAAUGAUCUUGCAUCAACAGUUACCUAUUUGAUCAGUGAUGAUUCACGAUACAUGACUGGGACCACCAUCUUUGUUGAUGGUGCCCAGUCCAUAGUAAGGCCUCGAAUGCGAUCCUAUAUGUGAUUUAUUGUUCUAUUUAUUACAUACUGAAUAUGGUACUGAUGAAAUAGAGUGCCUUUCAAGGAAUAAUUGAGGGCUGCAUUCAUAAGUUAUGUAUAUUUGAUCACUGGUUAGUUAUGAUAAAUGACUGGAACCCCUAUCGUGGA